AUGAUACCAUUUGUACAAACAAAUGUACCUCAGUCUAUGUUGUCGUACAGUUGCUCCAAUCCGGUUUACGGUACCACAAACAAUCCACUGGAUAAAGAACGCACUUCUGGUGGCUCAUCCGGUGGAGAGGCAGCGAUUAUUGCUGCUGGUGGUUCAGUGAUAGGUAUCGGCGGAGAUGUAGGUGGUUCGAUAAGAAUCCCUUGUCAUUUUACUGGAAUUGCUGGAAUCAAGAUGUGGCGUGAUGACUGGGCUUCAGUGCAGGAUCCGUAUAUUCCGCCAGUACUGUGGAAUGAAGAGCAGUACAAGGGGGGCAGCACAUACCGUAUCGGAUACUAUGUAGACGAUGGAUGGUUCACUCCGGUUCCUGCUAUACAGAGAGCAGUAUUGGAAGCAAAAAGUCAUCUUGAAGCGGCUGGCCACACUUUAGUACCAUUCCAUCCACCAUCAAUCCCACUCGUAAUGCGUCAUUUCAUCCGUGCGGUGUGUGUUGAUGGAGGUCAAUUCUUGAAGAACAAGUUGUUCAAUGAUAUAAUUGAUCCGACUCUAUUUCCGCAAAUCGGGCUUUUCAUGGUCCCACUUUGGGUACAGCGUAUACUCGCUUACCCUACAAAGUUCAUCUUCCCACGUUUGGCCAAUAUGAUGCAUGCGAUGGCUUUGAACACCGCAGAGCUUCGUGAAACCUACGCAGAUAUUGAAGACUAUCGAGGAGACUUCGUACUUUUAAUGCAAGAAAAGAAGCUGGAUGCUCUUCUAUGUCCGCCUCAGGUAAUAACAGCACCAAAGCAUAACGUACCAGGUAAACUCUUUGCGGCCUGCUGCUACACCGCAGUUUUCAAUCUUCUUGACUUUGCAGCAGGAGUCGUUAAAGUAACAGAAACGACCGCAGAAGAUGACCAAAAGCUGCGUGAGGAGUACCCGGAAACAGAUCCGUGGUAUCGAACGGCCAAAGAAGCUUGCAAGGACAGCAUAGGUUAUCCAGUUAGCGUGCAAGUGGCAGCUCCACCAUACAAGGAAGAAACUGCUUUGCGGAUUCUCCGAGAUAUCGAAAUAGGCGUCAGAGGAAAGUAG
Molecule: messenger RNA, 1068 nt
Organism: Haemonchus placei
Lineage: Eukaryota; Metazoa; Nematoda; Chromadorea; Rhabditida; Trichostrongylidae
Source: the annotation of a GenBank genome assembly